Molecule: messenger RNA, 876 nt
Organism: Nycticebus coucang (slow loris)
Lineage: Eukaryota; Metazoa; Chordata; Mammalia; Primates; Lorisidae
Gene: GZMA
Product: granzyme A
Exons: 5
Coding region: 33-818 (261 amino acids)
Biological process (GO): positive regulation of apoptotic process; negative regulation of oxidoreductase activity; proteolysis
Molecular function (GO): serine-type endopeptidase activity
Source: RefSeq, a predicted model, not a curated record
CUGUGCUGAUUGAUGUGGGGCCUCCAGCCACAAUGAGGAACUCCUGUGCCUUUCUGGCAUCCUCUCUCUCAAUCGUCAGUUUUCUACUGCUCAUUCCUGAAGAUGCCUGUGUGAAAAUUAUUGGAGGGCAUGAAGUAAUUCCUCAUUCAAGACCAUACAUGGUGCUACUUAAUCUUGGGAAAGAAAGCAUCUGUGCUGGUGCUUUGAUUAAGGAAGACUGGGUAUUGACUGCAGCUCACUGUAAACUGAAGAUGAGUUCCAAGGUCAUUCUCGGGGCUCACUCAAUAGCCAAGAAUGAGUCAGAAAAACAGAUAAUGUUGGUUAGGAAAGAGAUUCCCUACCCAUGCUAUGACCCAGACACACAUGAGGGUGAUCUUCAACUUUUACAGCUGAACAGAAAAGCAAUACUUAACAAAAAUGUGGCUAUCCUUCCUCUACGUAAGGGAGAUGAUGUGAAACCAGGAACCAUGUGUCAAGUUGCUGGGUGGGGAAAGUAUCACAAUAAGUCACCUAAAUCUGAUGUUCUGAGAGAAGUCAGUGUCACCAUCAUAGACAGAAAAGUCUGCAAUGAUGCAAAGCAUUAUAAUUUCAAUCCUGUGAUUGGACAGAAUAUGCUUUGUGCUGGAAGCCUAAAAGGUGGAAAAGACUCAUGUAAUGGAGAUUCUGGAAGCCCUUUGAUAUGUCAUGGAAGUCUCCGAGGCAUCACUUCAUUUGGCCUUCCAGGGAAAUGUGGAGUCCCUCAGGGGCCUGGAGUCUAUACUCUUCUCUCAAAAAAGUAUCUCAAGUGGAUAAUUAAGACUAUCGAGGGGGCAGUUUAGAUAACUGCAUUUUGUUUCAUUUGCUAUCACUUCUUAAUCUUUUCACAAAUAAAAGUUU